GGCGCUGGAGUCGGGAGUGCCUCGGGCGGAUGGCUGUGGUGUUUUGGUCAGCCGUGGCCAGUCUUGCUCAAUGCAUACAAACGUUCACACACAUAUAUACGUAUAUAACAGUGCCCAGUGCUUCCCUAUCAUCGGCAGCAGCUUCUUCGUGGCCCGACGUCACCAGAGAGGUGAGGCAUGGGGCAGCGCUACACACGGGCUGCACACUGUGGAAGGCCGACAAGUCCCUCCUGGCAAAGCUGCGCAGGAAGACAGGCUUCUCCAUCUCCAACUGCAAGAAAGCCUUGGAGCUCCACGACAAUGAUGCUGAUAAGGCUGAGUCGUGGCUCCGGGCGCAGGCUCAGGCACAGGGUUGGGAGAAGGCCACCAAGCUGUCUGGCCGCAGCACCACACAGGGGCUGGUGGGCAUCCACAUUGACGGCCAGAGUGGAGUGCUGGUUGAGGUGAACUGUGAGACAGACUUUGUGGCGAGGAACGAAAAGUUUGCCGCACUUGUCUCACAAGUCACCAGGGAUUUCUUCCAGCAGGCAGCCACUGCCACACCUCCUGCCCAGGGUGUUGUGAAGGAGUCAUUCUCAGAGGAGCAAGUUAGAGCAGUGGCGACGGAGGAUGGCAAGACCCUAGGGGACAAGCUGGCCCUGGCCAUCGGCACCAUCGGGGAGAACAUGAGUCUGCCGAGGGCCACCCGUGUCACUGUGGACCAGGACACCCAGCUGGUGGGCUACUGUCACCCCAGCACUAUGGACCAGGACAUGCCUCGGGGAAGGUAUGGCUCCAUCCUGGCACUCAGGACCCACCGCCCACUCACUGAGGUGGCCAAGCAACUGUGUGCACAUGUCAUAGGCAUGAAUCCAAAGGCCAUAGGAGAGGAGGGCGACCCCAAGGCUGAGAACCCUGAUGAUGAGACUCUAAUGUUGCACCAGGAGUUCCUCAGUGACCCAAACCUCACAGUGGGGGAGGUGCUGCGGGAGGAGGGGCUGCAGGUGGUGGACUUUGUGCGGUAUGAAGCGGGAGAGACACAGGUGAGGGAGGAGUGAGGUAUUGCCAGGUCUGUGGAGGUUCCUUGCACUCUCUGGUACUGUGUCCUCACCUCAUUCAUAGCAGUUCAAGUUGUUCUAUUCAUUUUUCUUAGUUUUGUGUUGGUGUUAAUUUUUUCAAUGUUUUUCUCAUUUACUGUCAUCAUAUUCAUAUCUGCAGUGUUAUUGAGGCAGUUUGGUAGUGUGGUAUAGUGUGUGGUGGUGAAGGAAAGGCUGUGGUAGUGUGAUGUGUGGUGGUUGAAGAGAGUGUCAGUGUAGUGAAGUGAAAGGAGUGUCUGUCUCAUUCCUGGCACCUCAUUCAUUCAUUGAUCACUACCACACUUCACUCCUACUGUCCCGUCUGCCUCACUAGACACUCAAAAGUCAUACUGCUCCCUCUACUUCACUGUGACCAAAUACUUGUUCCCAUUACUGCAGCCAUUCUAGGACAUCACCAUCACUUGCCAGACUCUCCUCACUCAUGUGUCUCAUAAAACAAAGAAAACAACAGUUGCUACAAGAAGCCAUCGAGCAUACACAAGGCAGUCCCUGUAUGAAACAUGUCUGCCUAUUUCCACCCAUCCAUAAGUUUGUCUAAUCUUUGAUAGCUCCUUAUUGAUUCGGCACCAACAUUGUUCUGUUCAUCUUCCACUCUAUUUAAGAACAAGUCUCUCUCUCUCUCUCUCUCUCUCUCUCUCUCUCUCUCUCUCUCUCUCUCUCUCUCUCAUCUAAAUUUAGUUCAUUAUUUUACAAGUUGAAAUAGGUUCAUCUGAGAAUUAUUCUUUGUAGUGUUAGUUCAUGUUGCAAAGUAAUAAGCUGUGUAUAAGAUGAGGAGCAAAUGCAGUUUUUUUCAAGUUUUAAAUGUAUGCAGAAGAGGAGAUAAGGUUUUCUCUGAGAUGUAAAUAGCAGAGGUGUGUACAUAAUGUAUUGACUCAUGAAUAAAGUCUUGAAUUAUAUACA
Molecule: messenger RNA, 1976 nt
Organism: Portunus trituberculatus (swimming crab)
Lineage: Eukaryota; Metazoa; Arthropoda; Malacostraca; Decapoda; Portunidae
Gene: mEFTs
Product: elongation factor Ts, mitochondrial-like
Exons: 5
Coding region: 30-1037 (335 amino acids)
Biological process (GO): mitochondrial translational elongation
Cellular component (GO): mitochondrial matrix
Molecular function (GO): protein binding; translation elongation factor activity
Source: RefSeq, a predicted model, not a curated record